Adineta ricciae is the source of this 1851-nucleotide messenger RNA. Lineage: Eukaryota; Metazoa; Rotifera; Eurotatoria; Adinetida; Adinetidae. The record is from the annotation of a GenBank genome assembly.
AUGAAUAUCAACAAACGUUGGUUCGUGGUUUUUGCCCCUUUUCUACUACUCCAGUCUGUCAGCUUGCUAUCCGUACAGAAACCUGGCAAUGAUGGUCCCAUUGCAAUUAAAGUAUCAUGGAGUAGUCAUGAUUAUGAUCUUCAUACGAUUCCUUCUUUGCAACUCGUGACAAAUCCUCUUGUAUCCCGUCAAUUUUCUCCUGUAAGCAAACAGAUAUUUGCUAAUUUGAAACAACUCAAUGCGGAAUAUGCUCGGUACGCUGUGUGGUUUCCUUAUCCGAAACUGGCCGUUGCUGAGUUGAAUCCACCGUCUGGCUCAUUACAGUGCGGCAAUGUUGGCGAAGAUUCCGUUAUUCAUUUAUCUUGUGAACGUAACGGUGGUGUCAUCAGUCAAAUUGAUUUUGCGUCAUUUGGAACAUCCGCUGGUGCUUGUGGUCAAAUGAAACAAGGAGCAUGUCAUGCAACAGAUAGUUUAAGCGUUGUUCAACGAAUUUGUGUUGGACAAAAGCGAUGUGACAUUCCAGCCACAGAUGAUAUUUUCGGAGAUCCUUGUGUAGGAACACCGAAACGUUUAUUGGUUCAAAUUCAAUGCAAUCCACCGCAAAAUAACACCUACUGGGAUUUUACAUAUAUCGAUCCUAUGUUAGAAGAUUUCCUUGCUGCAACCGAUGGUCAUUCACGUAUUAUUUCAUUUUCCACUCAACCGAAUUGGCUUUUUCAACUUGACACACCACAUAUCUAUCCCGACAAUGCGACACAUGUUGACUGGUCUUAUCCGGUUGGAACAAAAUUUGUUGACGACUCGAUGCAAGCACUAGGUGAUUAUUACGGACGUUUAGUUGCUUGGUAUACUCGAGCUGGUUUUAUUGAUGAAUAUGGUUUAAAACAUAACUCCGGCUAUCUAUAUAAUUGGGAUUAUACGGAAAUCUUCAAUGAAAUUGAAGGCGAACAUCAGAUGAGUAUUGAAUAUUACACACGAGCGUAUGAUGCAGUUAUUCAAGGUAUUCGAAGACAUACGAAUAAUUACGAUAUGAAAUAUGUAGGCAUGGCAUUGGCAGCUCAUAAUGAAUUUUCAUAUUACAAAUAUUUCUUAAAUCAUUCCAAUCAUGCUCCUGAUAUACCGAUCGAUAUGAUAUCGUACCACUUUUAUGCUAUUGGAACUUCGCGCGUCGAUCCACUCAGUUAUGAACUACUAUUUCCACAACUCGAUAAUUUUACUGUGGAAGUUGAACAAAUCGAACAGAUCCGAAAAAAUCUCUCACCACAAACUCGAACGACAAUCGAUGAGUUAGGCGUCAUCCUUCCCGAUGACAAUAAUCCAAGCGCGCCAUUAUUUCCAUUAAUUUAUUGGAAUGCUGCCGCAGCACUCUACGCUUAUUCGUGGGGAAAGUUAUCUCGACAAGGUAUCGAUGUAGUCGGCCACAGUCAACUUGUUGGCUAUCCACACUUACCUGAUCUUCAACUUGAACCACAAUAUCCCAGUGUAGCAUUACUAAAUUGGACAACAGGUGAAGGUACAGCGAAGUAUUGGACAUCGAAAUUAUUGAUCGACACAGCUGACAUUGACAAUGAUCAAGCAGUGGUGACUCAAACAACAGAUGUUGGUGAUCGAAAUAUCUUCAGUCAAGCAUUUGUUCGUAAAGAUUUACGCCGAUGGGUUUUAAUCGUUAAUAAACGCUACGCCAAUGUCGAUGUAACAAUAGCAAAUUGCACGGGUGGUCAAAUGCAAAUCAUUAACGAAGCGUCAGGUUUUGGACCUCCUACUCUCGUAGCAUUGACAUCCGAUCAGAUCACUUUAAGUGCAUUUGCAGUUGCAGUUGUUCAUAUGCCUCCUGCCGACAAAUCGAGUUAA